Messenger RNA from Trypanosoma conorhini, 1323 nucleotides. RefSeq lists its product as uncharacterized. Gene Ontology annotation, cellular component: nucleus; cytoplasm. Gene Ontology annotation, biological process: negative regulation of gene expression; positive regulation of translational termination; protein hydroxylation. The record is from RefSeq and is a predicted model, not a curated record. Lineage: Eukaryota; Euglenozoa; Kinetoplastea; Trypanosomatida; Trypanosomatidae. The transcript has a single exon. The coding region runs from base 1 to 1323 and encodes 440 amino acids. Gene Ontology annotation, molecular function: sequence-specific DNA binding; histone H4R3 demethylase activity.
AUGGAUGGCGCCACUGGGCACGACGGAGGGGCGCGCAUCCUUGAGCUGGAUGGCACAACUCUGACGUUUGAGCAAUUCCGCGAGCGUUGCCUCAAACCGAACCUUCCCGCCAUCAUUCGCCGUGCCGUUCCCGAAUCUGAGACAGGUGCGACGGAUGGGUUUUGUUCCUCGCUGGAGCGUAUGCGGUCGCGGCUUGCACCCAAGAGCCUGAUUGGCGCGUAUGGGGAGGACCAUCGCGUCCCGACAGCGGAGACCAUGACUGAAUUGCCCUCCGAUGUUGACCAAGAUGAGUACAUGGUUUGCCGCGCAAGGUCGUUGGGCGAGGUAGUGGAGUGUUGGCGCCAGAAUAAGAGAGUGGUGUAUUUGAAGGAUUGGCAUAUGCAGCUGGACAGUGAGACGCAUGCGACGACUGCCACCACGCCGCAAUUUGGGGAGAAGCCAGGGUUGGGUAAGGAGCAUCGUUUUUUGCACGGCGAUGGCCUUUAUCAGGCUCCCGCGUACCUGGGUGACGAUUGGAUGGAUGACUUCUGCCGCUGCUCCAGAGGUGACAAGGUGCACUAUCACCACUUUGGCGGCACUGAGAGCGAUUAUCGUUUUGCCUACAUUGGACCGCCAUCCAGCUGGACUCCCUUACACUUUGACGUGUUUGGGACAUAUUCCUGGUCACUGAAUGUGUGUGGGGAAAAGCUGUGGUACUUUCCGUCGCCAGAGGGCAACCAGCGUCUCCUGGAAAACAGCCUCUAUGGCUUGGUGUUGCCCGUUGACAUUCGCACCACCACAGGUGCCGAGCUGUGGGCGGUGCUGCAGCGUCCAGGGGAUCUUGUCUUUGUGCCAAGUGGAUACCUGCAUCAGGUCCAUAAUGUGAGUGGCCCGCGCUUUCCAUUACCCCCUAAAAACGUCAUGCAGACUGAAACUUCAGUGGGCUUCGAAAACCCCGAGAGGCUAAAUAGUGCUGACGCUGACAGUGUUGCCUUGGUGAUUUCUGUCAACCACAACUGGUGUAGUGAGUGGUGUGUGGAGCGGAUGGUGGAGGCCUUUUGUCGCGACGCCGGUCGCAUACAACGACUCCUGACGGAGGAGGACCGUAUUCUGCUUUUUGGCGGCGACCUCCGCGCGUGGCACGACCAUGUAGAACGCUUGUUGGUAGGAGGCACCAAUUGGAAUUUUGCCUGCAUUCGUAGCUUCCUCAAGCACAGGCUUGCCUGCCUCCGCACGCAGGAUGAUGGAAUUGGUGCCCACGAGCGUCUGCAGUGCAUCCUUGAAGAAUGUCUUGGCGCGGUUGAUGCCCUCGAGUUACGCGUCACUCACACCUUUGGAGAGUGA